AUGAGGACCUGGAAGGACAUUUUUGAAGAGAAGAUUGCAAAAAUGCACUUAACAGAGCCGUGGAUGCUUCAGGAGGAUGAUACCCUGCAGGUGAACAUCCUCAAGCCUGGCUGGAAGGAGUUUGUGCAGCGCCGUGCCCUUGGGAGGUUUCGGUGCUCCCAGUGCUUUCAGGAGUGGUCUUCUGCCAAAGUGCACGUCCUGUUCCACAUGUGCCGGUGCCAGGGCUGGGGCAUGGUGCACAUGCGAGCCUUUCGCCAGGCGUGCAGGUGGUGCCCCGACCCCCGGCUGGAGGAGGCUGAAUUUGACCAGGAGACCGUGGAGAGGCUUCUGCAUAACCUGGUGCUGAAGAUCCUCCAGUACUUCUAUCACGUGCCAAUCCAGCCCUCCGACCUCAUGGAAGUUGUGGUGGACGCGCUGGUGGCGGGGCCACACAACAGUGGUCUCUGCGAGGGCUGCCAGCUCGGCGUUUGCAGCAAGUCAAGGCCAGCUCCAGCAUCAGAUGCCUGGAAGCCCUUGAUGGGUGCAGGCAAGGCCAGGGCUCAUCGCACCCCAAAACGCCAGGGCCUGAGGCCCUAUGCAACCUCAACCCACCACCGCUCACCCUCCAACAGCAGCUUCCCCUGGAAAAGCUGCUGCUGCAUCAGCAUCUCUUUGCUCUGUGUUUUGGCAGUGAUCCUCUUCAUCCUGCUUUAUUUCCUGCUUAAUUAG
Messenger RNA from Charadrius vociferus (killdeer), 708 nucleotides. Its product is annotated as receptor-transporting protein 3-like. The transcript has 2 exons. Gene Ontology annotation, biological process: protein targeting to membrane; protein insertion into membrane; detection of chemical stimulus involved in sensory perception of bitter taste. Bases 1 to 708 code for a protein of 235 amino acids. NCBI's taxonomy places the organism in Eukaryota, Metazoa, Chordata, Aves, Charadriiformes, Charadriidae. The record is from RefSeq and is a predicted model, not a curated record. Gene Ontology annotation, molecular function: olfactory receptor binding.